UCGAGCAGAGCAUCUCGACGCCCCCACUGCAGAAGCUCCGUUGAGCUCUUUGUGUAGCAGUCGUCAUGAGUCGACUUGUACAGAUUGCGCAGCGCUCCAACAAAGCCCCCGUGGGGUUCAAGGUGCAACUUGUAGUGCAUCGCCUGAAUGCAAACUUGGCACUCAAGCACAACUCCGAGCUGGUCGCUGUCAUUAUGGGUCGAAAGAAGAAGAUCCCCACGAAGCCUGCACCGUACCAACCAGCGGACCCCGGGGAUGACGGAUCGUUGAGACGGUUAAACGGAUCGAGAGCAGUUCAGUCGUCACAGUCAAGAAGUGGAGACACCGGUGAAGUGAUUUGGGGUGACAUGGUCGCCUUCUCCAGCACACUCUACAUGGCCAAAUCGGGUCUCUUCCAAGCCAAGCGCUUCCAGAUCCACGUCAGCACAGCAGGCGAAAACGGUAGGACAGUUGCUAUAUUCGAAUUCGAUUUGGCCGAACUUGUCCCUCUUUCCAAAGAUUCGGGCAAGGAAAGCGUUCGUUUGAACACCACCAAGUGUCCUGAUGACCCCCGAGCUUGCAUCUCGCUCACCGUCGUAAGCUCACGUGUGAACCGGGAUGGAACGGGCCAGGACAAGGAAAGAUCAUACAUGGACGACAGUGCCAGCGAAAUAGGAUCGGAGAUGUCGGCCUACACGAGCCACAGUCGAGCAUCGUCGUUGGCUUCAAACUGCCGCCGUAACAUCGAAGUGCCCAUCCCAGAGCAUAUUGGAGACGGAAAAGCUGAUGUUAUUCGCGUCGCGGGACACCCAGCGUCAUCGGAAGAAGCAUCAGCAGCGACUGACAAUGCACGUGAUGAACUGGUGAAAGCUCUGCAGAACCUUGAGGCUCAGCUUCGCGAGAGUGAGGCUGCCAACGUGAAGCUUGAAACUACAAUUGAGCAAAAAGACAGAGAAAUCGACCGCCUUACGAGGAUGGCAGCAGGUCUUGGUGGGUCGAGCUCGGAAGCUGAAGAUGGGGUGAUGCAGGUGGACUUCCUCGUCUACAUGACGCUAAAAGAACAGUAUGAUGCGUUAAAACUUCACCACGAGAGCUGCCAGACUGCUACAAAGGAGAUUGUGGAUGCUCACCCUGCUACCGGAAUGUACACGAUCGCUGAUGAUGUUAAGGAUGAUGCCUCCGAAGCUUCCUCAGCUAACGAGUACAUGGACGCAGAGGAACCGCACUUGGUCGCUGAGGUUAAUGCCCUCAAGCGGAUGCUUGAGUCGCAGCGCAGCGAAGCACACCAGCUUAAUAUCACUAUCAAGGAGCUGACAUUGUCAAAUAGCGAGCUGGAGACUCAGCUUCGUGACCUCCGAGCUACGAUCAAGCAAAAGGACGAGGAAUUACAGGAGUCCACAGCAGCUUUACAACGGGCCGAAUCUGUGCGCAAUGAGGUUAGUGACGACUCUACAGACGCUGAAGCACAAGCUGCGCUGGAGACUGCUCUGAGCGACAAUAAACGGCUAGAGAAACAGCUACUCAAGUUUGAUGGUGCCAUGACUGAGUUGGAGGAGGAGAAGGCGAGGUUGAUGAUCCAGCUGCGGGAGGCAGAGAUGGCGAGUGCCGUUGCCCAAGGGGAGAUUAUUAAGGUGCAGAGUGCUCUCGAUCGGCUCGAAAGCAAGAGUCAAACGCUGUCUACUCAGCUGCAGGAGGCUGACCAAGCACGUGAACAAGCUGAGGAGAACAUUGUAGCGGCUGAGGCCACAAUCGAUACAUUGCAGCAACAGGUCCGUGACGUAUCAACGCAGUUGCACGAGACACAACACGAGCUCGAAACGCUACGUGAGAACCAGUUGACUGCGAGCUCAGUAGCACUUGAGGAGGCUAUGGCCAAGCACCAGGCGCUGGAGCGGGUAUGGGAAGACGUGAAGACAGAGAACGAGCGACUUCAAGCCCGCGUCGAGGAGCUCGAGUUCCGUUUGGCGCAGUCCGAAGCCAACGGUGAAGAGAAGACGGCAGAGUUGCAGGCGCAGGUGGUCAAGGUGAAGCGCGAGGCGGACGCACUGCGCGAAGAGCUCGAAUCUCUGCGUGCUUCUAAGACGUUGGUCGAGAACGAGUCGCUGGAGCGCGAGCACAAGCUCCAGGAGGCGACUGAGACUCAUCGUCGCAUCUCAGUGGACCACGAUGAGCGUCUCAGCUCCGAAGUUAUGGCGCGUGAGGAGCUGCUCACACGCUUGCAAGAACAAAUGCAACAGACCGAGAAGAUGUCAGCAGAGCUGAGUGCCAAGGUGGUGACGCUCCAGCUGGAGCUGGAUUAUUUCCAAGGCGAGCUUAUCGAGAACAAGAUGAAGGUGGCACAACUCACACAGGACAACGACGACCUAGCUAUCCGCAACCGCCGCCUCGAAAAGGAGCUUGCUGCGAACACGAAGAAGUAGACGCUAUGAUAGCGCCUAUCCAAUAACUUCAACUCUCACGAUUGGCAAAUGUAGCCAUGUGUCAAUGGUCAUCAAUGAUGACUCAUACCACACAUCUGGGACACUAAUGAAGUUGUGUUUAUCACACGAGAUUA
This is a messenger RNA of Phytophthora infestans T30-4, 2533 nucleotides long. RefSeq lists its product as uncharacterized. The coding region runs from base 66 to 2399 and encodes 777 amino acids. Lineage: Eukaryota; Oomycota; Peronosporomycetes; Peronosporales; Peronosporaceae. The record is from RefSeq and is a predicted model, not a curated record. The transcript has 2 exons.